CAGGACGGGCCCGGCGGCCGGGGGUGAGGGUGUCUUUACCGCGCCCACCUGGCCGUGGGCUGCACGCGAGGCGGCCGGUCUGACCGUUAUGGCCAUGGAGGGAGGCGCGUUCCUCGGCUCGCCGCUCAGGAAAACGGUUCGGUUCGGCGGGACCUUGAGGGACGUCCUGCUGAAGCACGAGCAGGGAGAAACUGCUGACUUUGAGUUGUUAAAGCAUCAGCUGUCAGAUCCGGAUAUAAAGGAUGCCCAGAUCAUUAACUGGUUGCAUGAAUUCCAAGCUUCUGUUGUGUACUUGACAAAAGAUGUGGAGGAGCUGGUCAGCAUUUUGUUGAAGCUGCCAUGGUUGAAAAGAAGCCAGGAUGUGGUGGAGGAAUAUUUAGACUUUCUGGGUAACCUGGUAUCAGCACAAAGUAUCUAUCUUAGACCCUGCCUCCGCAUGAUUGUCUCACAUUUUGUACCUUCUCAAGUAAUCGUAAGGGAAGAUGGUGUGGAUUUUUCAGAUUCUGAUGAUGAUGAAGAAAACCUUUCUGGAAACUUUAAAGCAUGUCACAGAGCACUGCAAACUGUAGCAAGAUAUGUGCCUUUAACACCGUUGUUUCUUCUGCCAAUACUUGUGGAAAACUUUCCGUUCAUUAAUAAAUCGGAAAGUACCCUGGAAUAUUAUGUUCAUAACUUGCUGCGAAUUACUGUAUAUCUUCCAACUCUGAGACUUGGAAUUCUGGAACUUAUAGUUGAAAAACUAUUGAAGCUGGAUGUAAGCACACCACGACAGGAUAUUGAGGAUGCUGAAGAAAAUGCUAAUGCCCCUGGUAGUGUGGAAAAAACCACAGAAGAAGGACUUUUUGACAUGGAGGAAGAUGAAGAAACAGAAAAAGAAAACCAAGGUGCCUCCAGUGAGACUGAUGUGAUGGCCCAUCCUCUGGCAGAACGCUUGGAUAUUUUGAUGACCAUUUUGUUUACUUAUAUAAAAGAGAUCUGCUAUGUCAAUGGCACACUUGAUAUCAACAAUACAAAAGGCUUAUAUCGGGAUCUAAUUACCAUCUUUGACAAACUCAUUUUACCAACCCAUGCUUUGUGUCACGUACAGUACUUCAUGUUUUAUAUCUGCAGUUUUAAAUUGGUCUUUGCAGAAGCAUUCUUAGACCAUCUUUGGAAGAUACUGCAGGAUCCAAAUAAUCCUGCAGUGAUCAGACAAACGGCUGGAAAUUAUAUUGGCAGCUUCUUGGCAAGGGCUAAGUUUAUUCCAACUGUCACAGUGAAAGCAUGCCUGGACCUGUUGGUUAAUUGGCUGCACAGAUAUAUUGAUAGUCAGGAUGCAGGGACAAAUGCUUACUGUGAUGUGGCUCUACAUGGACCGUUUUACUCCACGUGCCAAGCUGUAUUCUAUACUUUCAUUUUCCGCCAUAGGCAGCUUUUAGAUGGCAACUUAAGGAAAGGUUUGGCAUACCUGCAGAACUUAAAUUUUGAACGCAUCGUCAUGUGUCAGCUGAAUCCCCUGAAGAUUUGCUUAGUUUCUGUUGUUAACUUGUUUGCAGCCAUUACCAGGAAGUACCAGUUGGUGUUCUGCUACACCAUAAUUGAGAGGAACAACAGGCAAUUUUUACCGGUCGUUAGAAGCAGCGAUGGUGGUGACUCUGUACAGGCUUGCACUAAUCCACUUGAUAGUUUUUUUCCUUUUGAUCCUUACAUUCUCAAAAGGUCAAAGAAGAAUAUUGAUCCUCUUUAUCAGAUUUGGGAAGAACUGAGUGCUGAAGAUCUUCAGGACCUUACAAAACCCAUUAAAAAGAAUACAACUGAAGACGAAGAUGAUGACUUCUUGAAAGGAGAGACUCCUCAGAAUGAUGGCAUGCUUGGAAUUACUCCAAGUUCGUAUGACUCAAAUAUUCUGAGUCCACCAAGCAGCCUAGGAACACCCCCACCAGGAACAUAUGUACAGCAGCACCUCUGACUGAAACUGCAAGUUGAGAGGCAAAAGCUAUGUGCAUUUCUCACUCUGGAAAGCUGUUCAGUCUUUUUACAAACUCAAGUUUUUUUCAUUUUUUUCUUUGAACUGUAUUAAACAGGGAGGAAAGCUAACUUUUGGCUUUUUAACUGUUGUUUCUGCUAAGAUGAGUUCUGAUAAUUUCAUAUGUUGCCAGAAGAGACUAGAGAAUAAAAUGUGCAAUAUUUUACACAUUUCAUAUUGAAAUAGAUUUUUAUAUAAUUUAGGCAUUUUCCCUUGACUGUAAAAAGCUUGUGUGUAUUUUUUCACUUCAUAUAUAUAUCUUUAAAAGGAAGUCUUGGCUUCUUUUCCCAACGACUUCACUAGGCCCAGGAUUUUGCUCCUGAUGUUUAUAUUGUGUUUUGAUGGGUCUCUAAGUUUUCUGUUCCCCUUUUCCCCUUCUCUUUGUCUGAGCCCAAGAUAAAAACCAUGGACUAAACUCUAAAUUCAGCAAAACAGUGACUCCCUUUCAUGAGUUGCUUUGCUUCUCUACCUUAGCUGCUUCUGUCAGUUGAUGGAGGUAGCUGGUAAAGUAUUUUGAUGGUAGGAAGUGCUUUGCAAAUGCUGGGUAUUAUCACUGAAAAAGACUUAGUUGGAACAAAGUCUCCCCCUUCUGAACUUCCUCAUUAAAAAAAUAAUAAUAAAAUUUACCACUUCAAACCAUCAUCAUGCAUAAGU
Messenger RNA from Gavialis gangeticus (Gharial), 2659 nucleotides. It is a transcript of the gene RRN3, whose product is annotated as RRN3 homolog, RNA polymerase I transcription factor. Gene Ontology annotation, biological process: transcription initiation at RNA polymerase I promoter. Gene Ontology annotation, cellular component: nucleus. Gene Ontology annotation, molecular function: RNA polymerase I general transcription initiation factor activity; RNA polymerase I core binding. The coding region runs from base 89 to 1948 and encodes 619 amino acids. The record is from RefSeq and is a predicted model, not a curated record. The transcript is spliced from 17 exons. Lineage: Eukaryota; Metazoa; Chordata; Crocodylia; Gavialidae.